Molecule: messenger RNA, 2132 nt
Organism: Sorghum bicolor (sorghum)
Lineage: Eukaryota; Viridiplantae; Streptophyta; Magnoliopsida; Poales; Poaceae
Product: pentatricopeptide repeat-containing protein At3g53700, chloroplastic
Exons: 1
Coding region: 113-1792 (559 amino acids)
Molecular function (GO): protein binding
Source: RefSeq, a predicted model, not a curated record
AACGUGCUACAGUAGCGAAAUCCAAAAAUUUUUCGCAUCUGACAAGGCCUUAGGCUUGUCAAGCUGUGUGCGCCGCCGCCACCAGACCAACCGAACCGUUUCUGUUGAAGCUAUGGAAUGGCGCCGCCUCUUCCUCCCUCGCCACCACUCCCUCUCCUCCGGCGCCCAGGCCAGCUUCGCUGUCGUCGCCGGUGAGAUCUCUGCCCUCCUCACCGCCCGACGUUUUCGGGUUUCCGUUAACCGGGCGGAGCAGUUCAUACGCUCCAAUGCCGUCGGGGCGUCCGGCGUCCCCGAGAUGUACCACUUGUUGGCCGCCGCUGGCCCACGUGAGCAGUGCCUUUACCUCAGCGGCACGGCCUCCGUGCUGGUCGAGGCAUCGGCGCGCGCGGACCUCCCCGACGGUGCGCUGCUGCUGAUCGACCUGCUCAUCCACACGCCCAUGUUGCCGCGGCCGUCGGCGAUCUCCUGCGGCCACCUCAUAACGAAGCUCCUCUCCCUCGGACGCCGCGCGGAUGCGCGCCGCGUGUUGGAGACCCUCGCCGAUCGCAAGCGCGACUGGGCGGUCGCCACGGUUUGGAGAGCCGGGAGAGCGGCCGAGGCCGUCAAGGUGUUCGGCGAAAUGGCGGACACGGCCGCGGCGCCAAAACAUUCCAGGUACCGGUACCUUACCAAGAAUAUGAUGAAUGACUGCCUGAUGAAGGGAGAUCUGGAGGCUGCUUCAGAGUUGCAGACCCAGAUGGUGCUGGUGGGCUUGAAGGUACCCAAGCAACAGCGGCGAAUGCUUCGGAUGCUGGAAAAAUUCCGGCAGUGCCCACACAAAAUCCCCCGGAAUGUGCUCAUUGAAAUCUGCAUCAUGGCGGACAGCGUCGAUGGUGCCAUCCGUUGGCUCCAUCACAUGGGCAAUGAUGACAUGGCACCUCCCAAUGCUCACUCCUACAACCUAGUACUCGCCGGGCUCUGGAAGGCUGGUAGGGGCGGCGAUGCUGUUGAGAUGUUCGACGAGAUGGCAGACAUGUCCCUGGCGCCAAAUAAUUUCACAUAUACUGUCAUGAUCGAUGGCCACUUGAAGAGGCUGAGUCAUGUUCUGGCCUCAAAGAAGAACGAGAGUGGAGAUCUGGAGGCUGCGCUCGUGCUGCGGGCUCAGAUGGUGCAGGAUGGCUUCAAGCCAGACGAAUACACUUACUAUUUGCUGAUGGCUGAACUCUGCUUGGCUGAACGGCUGGGAGACGUUACAGCUCUGUUCCAUGAGAUGCUGAUACAAGGGACGACACUACACAAGAUCGUUCAUGGAAGCCUGUUCAAGUUCCUCUUCAGAAUCAACGAAGAUCAGCUACUGGGCAUUGUUGAAAAAUCUGCAAAGGAUAGUGCUGCUGCAGCGGAUAAUGGUUGCAUUACCUUGUUAAAGGAGCUUUGCAGGAUUCAGAAAGUUUCACUCGCGGAGAAGGUGCUGCGGACAUUUGUGGGAGCAGGGUUGGUCCCGACGACAGAGAUGUACAACAUUCUCGUUGAUGGGUAUUGCAAGAUCAAGGAACUCCAAGGGGCAUUCUCGUUGUGUCGCCAGAUGGAAUCACAUGGUCAGCUUGUACCUAAUGAAGCCACCUACGAGGCUCUGCUGCUGGCCGUGCUCAACAACAUGAGCAUCAUCUAUUGGGAGGACGUUCUGGAGUUGUUUGAGAAAAAUGGAGUUAGUACUGACGCACUGAACUCCGGCAGUUCGGCUACACAUGGAUUCAAGUAUAGGUCUAGUCUGAUACCUAGAAUGUUUAACAAACUGGUGAGCAAGCUAUUUUAGAAUCUGCGAAAUGGAUAUUUCAAUUGUAGGUCUAGAGUAACAGAUGCUCGAUGGUGCAGCAUGUAUUCUCCUAAGGACUUGUGGAAGUCAAUGGCAAGCGCCUGCCUUGUUUGCUCGAUGACUACAUUCAGGGCUAGUUUGAAAACUUAAAUCCCUUAGGGAUCUCGGGUUUUUUUCUAGAGUAAACAAUUCAUAGAGAUGUCAUUUGAAUAAGCCAUUUAAUUCUUCAUGGAGGGUUUUCUACGCCCUGGGUUUACCUCCCACUUGCUUUCGAAUUAGGCCUCACGGGCUUCCACAUUGAUUGACCUACCGAUGCAGUGCCUCAUCAUGUGGUUGCUAA